Molecule: messenger RNA, 7819 nt
Organism: Hippopotamus amphibius kiboko
Lineage: Eukaryota; Metazoa; Chordata; Mammalia; Artiodactyla; Hippopotamidae
Gene: PLEKHA6
Product: pleckstrin homology domain containing A6
Exons: 27
Coding region: 327-4016 (1229 amino acids)
Molecular function (GO): protein binding
Source: RefSeq, a predicted model, not a curated record
AGGGCAGCGCAGACUCCGGAGGCUGGAGGUGUCUGGAUCCGGCUCCGCCGCGCACGCUGAGCUCGCUCGGCCCGGCCGGGGUGAAGUCUUCCGCUCGCGGCUGCCCGGCUGGAGGCCAGCUGCCUUCAGCGAGAGGCCGGAGUCCCCGCCAGGGACCCGGGAGGUACGCCGCGGGCCGGGCGGGACCGCAUCGCGGCCCUCCCCGCGCCCCCCCCCCCCCGCACCGGCUCGAGGCGGAGCAGAACGUGGGGGGGUGCGGGUAGGCCCCCGCCCCCCAGCCCGGCGUGCGGGUGGGCAGAGAGCCAGAGGGGCUGCGGGACACCGAGAUGGCCGAUGAGAUUGACUGGCUGGACUUGCCCGGCCGGUGGACCUAUGGAGUUGACCGCGGUGGGAGAGUCUUCUUCAUCAAUGAUGAGGAAAAGUCAACCAGCUGGGUGCACCCUGGUACGGAAUCACCCAUCCAGAGUGGACACUCCUGCAGCCCAGGUUUACCCAAGGGCUGGGAGAUGGAUUCUACCCAGGAAGGAGCUGUGUAUUUCAUCAACCAUAAUGAAAGACGGAACACGUUUCUACACCCGCUGACUGGCCAAGUCCCGGAGGAAAACAAAAAGUUUGACUUGAAAAUAUCAGCCUUGGACAUGUCCAAUAAAGCAGGUGGGAAACGUCCAACUACCACCAACAGCGACCUUUCCAACCACAACAUGGUGUCCGAGGUCCCUCCAGAGCGGCCCAGUGUCCGGGCCACCCGGACAUCCCGCAAGGCCAUCGCUUUCGGCAAGCGCUCACACUCCAUGAAGCGGAACCCCAGUGCUCCUGUCGCCAAGGCAGGCUGGCUCUUCAAGCAGGCCAGCUCUGGGGUUAAGCAGUGGAAUAAGCGCUGGUUCGUCCUGGUGGAUCGCUGCCUUUUCUACUAUAAAGAUGAGAAGGAGGAGAGCAUCCUGGGCAGCAUCCCCCUCCUGAGCUUCCGGGUGGCUGCAGUGCAGCCCUCAGACAACAUCAGCCGAAAACACACCUUUAAGGUGAUUGUGUGCUGGGUGGACGAGGCUGGGGCCAGUUCCACGCACUGCCUCUCCCCACAGGCUGAGCAUGCUGGGGUCCGCACCUACUUCUUUAGUGCCGAGAGCCCUGAGGAGCAGGAGGCCUGGAUCCAGGCCAUGGGGGAGGCUGCCCGAGUACAGAUCCCCCCGGCCCAGAAGUCAGUGCCCCAAGCCUCGCGUCACAGCCACGAGAAGCCAGACUCAGAGAACAUCCCACCCAGCAAACACCACCACCAGCCCCCCCACAACAGCCUCCCCAAGCCUGAACCAGAGGCCAAGACUAGAGGGGAGGGUGAUGGCCGAGGCUGCGAGAAGGCGGAGAGGAGGCCCGAGAGGCCUGAAGUCCAAAGCGAGCCUCUGGUGAAAGCCAAUGGUGUCCACGCUGGACCGGAACCAGCCUCAGCGCCGGGCAGCCCUUACCCUGAGGGCCCAAGGGUCCCAGGAGGUGGGGAGCGGCCCGCCCAGCCCAAUGGCUGGCAGUAUAGCUCCCCAAGCCGGCCGGGGAGCACAGCUUUCCCGCCUCAGGACUCCGAGAGUGGGGGCCAACGACGGAGCUUCCCUCCACGUGCCAACCCUGACAGAAUCGCCCAGCGCAAGAGCUCCAUGAGCCAGCUUCAGCAGUGGGUGAACCUGCGCCGAGGGGUGCCCCCUCCUGAAGAUCUCCGGAGUCCCUCUAGGUUCUACCCUGUGUCCCGUAGGGUCCCUGAGUAUUACAGCUCCUACUCCUCCCCGUACCCUGAUGAUUACCAGUACUACCCGCCAGGGGUGCGGCCGGAGAGCAUCUGCUCAAUGCCAGCCUAUGAUCGGAUCAGCCCGCCCUGGGCCCUGGAGGACAAGCGGCACUCCUUCCGGAACGGAGGCGGCCCUGCCUUCCAGCUGCGCGAGUGGAAGGAGCCUGCGGGCUACGGGCGCCAGGACGGCAGCGUCUGGCUCCCCAGCCCCUCCCGGCAGCCUGUCUAUUACGAUGAGCUGGAUGCCGCCUCUGGCUCCCUGCGCCGCCUGUCCUUGCAGCCCCGUUCCCACUCUGUGCCCCGCUCGCCCAGCCAGGGCUCCUACAGCCGCGCCCGCAUUUACUCCCCCGUCCGCUCACCCAGUGCCCGUUUUGAGCGGCUGCCACCUCGCAGCGAGGACAUCUAUGCUGACCCUGCUGCCUAUGUGAUGAGGCGAUCCAUCAGCUCCCCCAAGUAUGAUUACCUGGGAGACAGGCGGCCAGUCCCUGCAGGACUGUUCCCCUACAACUACCCACCAUCCCCCACGGUCCACGAUAAGAUGAUGAGUGAGAGCGAGACUCUCAUCAGUAUGGUGAACCGCAUGGUGGAGAACUCCUCCCCCAGGGCCCAACUCUUCAUGCAAGUCCCUCCGUACCCAGAAGUGUUCCGGGACAGCCUCCACACCUACAAGCUAAACGAGCAAGACACAGAUAAGCUGCUGGGCAAGUUGUGUGAGCAGAACAAGGUGGUGAGGGAGCAGGAACGGCUGGUGCAGCAGCUCCGAGCUGAGAAGGAGAGCCUGGAAAGUGCCUUGAUGGGGACCCAUCAGGAACUGGAGAUGUUUGGAAGCCAGCCUGCCUACCCAGAGAAGCUGCUGCACAAGAAGGAGUCGCUGCAGAACCAGCUCAUCAACAUCCGGGUGGAGCUGUCUCAGGCGACCACGGCCUUGGCAAACAGCACCGUGGAGUACGAGAGCCUGGAGGCAGAGGUCUCCGCCCUGCACGACGAGCUCUGGGAGCAGCUCAGCUUGGACCUCCAGAAUGAGGUGCUCAACCGGCAAAUCCAGAAGGAGAUCUGGAGGAUCCAGGAUGUGAUGGAGGGGCUGAGGAAGAAUAACCCAUCCCGGGGCACAGACACAGCCAAGCAUAGAGGAGGACUUGGCCCCUCAGGCACCUACAGCUCCAACAGCCCCGCCAGCCCUCUCAGCUCCGCCAGCCUCACCAGCCCCCUGAGCCCGUUUUCACUGGUGUCUGGCUCUCAGGGGUCCCCCACCAAGCCCGGGUCCAGUGAGCCCAAGGCAAGCUGUGAGCAAAGCAAGAAAGACCCCCACCAGACAUCACCCCUGGACACCACUAGAGACAUCAGCCUUGUGCCCACCAGGCAAGAGGUGGAGGCAGAGAAGCAGGCCGCUCUCAACAAAGUUGGCAUUGUGCCCCCUCGGACAAAGUCACCCACUGAUGAAGAAGUGACCCCGUCAAGGGUGGUGAGGAGGAGUGCCAACGGGCUCACCAAUGGACUCUCUUCCCGGCAAGAGCGCCCCAAGAGUGCUGUGUUCCCUGGCGAGGGCAAAGUCAAGAUGAGCGUGGAGGAGCAGAUUGACCGCAUGCGGCGGCACCAGAGCGGCUCCAUGAAGGAUAAGCGGAGGAGCCUGCAGCUCCCGGCCAGCCCGGCCCCCGACCCCAGUGCCCGACCUGCCUACAAAGUGGUGCGCCGUCACCGCAGCAUCCACGAGGUGGACAUCUCCAACCUGGAGGCGGCUCUGCGGGCAGAGGAGCCAGGUGGGCAGGCCUAUGAGACACCGCGGGAGGAAAUUGCCCGGCUCCGCAGAAUGGAGCUGGAGCCCCAGCACUAUGACCUGGAUAUCAAUAAAGAGCUCUCCACCCCAGACAAAGUCCUCAUCCCUGAGCGGUAUGUUGACCUGGAGCCUGACACUCCCCUGAGCCCAGAGGAGUUGAAGGAGAAGCAGAAAAAGGUGGAGAGGAUCAAGACGCUCAUUGCCAAGUCCAGUAUGCAGAACGUGGUGCCCGUCGGCGAGGGGGACCUUGUGGACGUGCCCCAGGACUCAGAGAGCCAGCUGCAGGAGCAGGAGAAGCGGAUUGAAAUCUCCUGUGCCCUGGCGACCGAGGCCUCCCGCAGGGGCCGCAUGCUGUCUGUGCAAUGUGCCACCCCAAGCCCUCCCACCUCCCCUGCCUCCCCGGCUCCGCCAGCCAACCCCCUAUCGUCUGAAUCCCCACGGGGCGCCGACAGCAGCCAUGCCAUGCGGGUCUGAGCUCUGACUGCAAGCCUUGGCUGAGGCCAACGCCGUGCGGCUCCACAGAGCCACAUUCUGAAGGCCGCCUCUGCCCACCUGCCUGCUCUGGCCCCUGGCCCCCCACCCCUGUGCUCCCAUGGGAAUGCCGCAGGGAGCCAGGCUGGGGGCCGGGUUUGCUGCCAAGAGGAGCACGGACAUCUCAGCGUCCACAUACCCACGGUGCCCGGCCCUGAAGUCCUCGCUCCUCAGACAGCGGUCCUAGGCCAGGGCGUGAGAUGGUGGGGUGAGGAGCUCCAUCCUGUCUGAUGCCCACGGCACAGGGAGCCUAGGUCUGGCCCUGGCUGGGAUUGUGAUGGCCCUACUGGAACAUUCCCUGAUGGAGAAGAUGCCCUGGUGGGGAACGUGCGCCGGGCUAUCUUAGGUUAGGACUCCUCUCUUGAUGCCGAGAACAGCACCUGCCAUCCGCCCCUUCCCCCAUCAACCCUGCCCUGCUGCCCCACCUGCCCCCAGGGUCUUGGCACAUCUCUGCUUAUGGGUGCUCCUUUGGGGUCCAGGGGAGACUGACCACCCUGCCUGAGCCAAAAACAAGAUAACGAGGGAUGGGGAGAGGCUCCUUGGCUCCCAGAGGACAGUGCUGGCUGUGGAUAGAGAGCGGCAGGUCUGUGCAGUGUCUGAGGGCAGGUUGAGAAGGGGUAGCAGAGAGAGAGGAAGAAGUCUCAGGAGAGCGGGAGGAAAGAGGAGCAGCAGGACUCACGCGCGAGUAGGAGGGGGAGGACAGGGAUGAGAAGGGCUAUGGUGUUGGUUUCCCCAGGGCGGAGCCUUAGGUUAGUGCCAAGUGUAGUGCCAGCUGUCGGCUCUGCUCCUCCCGCCUCGUCCUCAGGAUCAGCAGGGCGGCCAGCACGAGGACCCGCCGUGGAGCGCACUGCUGUGGGGAUGGAGGUGUGAGCUGAGGGGCUGGGCCGCAGCAGCCUGGGAAAUGGCUCUUUCUAGGUCUGGGCCUGGCGUUGGCCUCCCUGGCCUGGGGUCAGGAGCAGAGAGAAGGACCUGUCUUACGGAGGGUGUGGUCAGCCUUGGGGCCUUUCGUAACAUUUCUGUGACCCUAUCUUGUCUCCCUUGGCCCGGAAUGUGCUGUGGGCCAGCUGAGGGCGUGUGCCACGCAGAGAGGGAAGGUGGCCUUAAUACGGCAGGCCGGAUUCUGGGGCCCCAGCCUGCAUCCCAGGCAUCCCAGAUGAGGACACGUUGAGACUGUAUGGAAGGUCUCCCUUCUAGCUUGGCUCACUCACAACCCAACUACCCCCGGGGCCAGUGGUGGAGAGACAGAAGCAAAGCCCAUUCUUCCUCUGCUCCACCCACCUUCAGAUGAAUGUAGCCAGAGAGGACGGAGGAGAGAGAGUGAAGCUGAAAAACCUUGGCCCCUAGGCCUUCUCUUUGCCAGAGAUGCUGCCCAGAGACUUCAGCCUGACCUCUAGCGGCCCCAAGAACGAUUACUUCAUCUUCUAACAGUUCCUCUCCACUCCUUCAUGGCUGGGACAGUUAUGGUUCAUAUGCAAGUAAAGCUGACCAUUCACUCAACAAAUAUUUAUUGAGCACCUUUUAUGUACUAGGCACUGUUCUAGGUGCUUAGGAUAUUCUCAUGCUUCUGAGGGUUUACAGACAAGGGGAUUACACUUACCUUCAGUUCCAGCAGGUUUUUUGAACGUGACCCUUGGCUGCAUUUCCCAUCUUCAGCACAGCUCAAGCACCCUGAACCUGUCCUUUCUCCCCCACAGACUGGCAGGUGGGGUUGGCUCGCUUCUCCAUCUUCUCCCACACCUUAUCCAUCCAUAAGAAACAGAUUUUUCGGGGCCUUCCAUGCUUUCCCCUUUCUUUGUCUGACUCUCCUUUUUUUUUUAAGUGAUAUUUUUAGAAAUACAUGUUGAAAUACCAAGGAUUCAUGUCUGCUCCUCUGCCACUUCUCUCUCACCUCUUAUUUCAUAAAGCUGGCUCUUUAUGUUGCUUUACAUGCCUUAAUAUAUGUUUUAUGAAGAUUAUACAUAAUAUAGAUGUAUAUGUAAUAUAUAUAUAUAUAUAUAUAUGUUUGGCUGUCUGAUCCUUUCCUAGAACUCCUGCCCAGGCCCAUUUCCUCUCCUUUACUUUCUACAUCAUUGCUAGCAUACUGCGGCCAUACCCCAUGCCUUUUGAUCCAAAGAAGGGGAGAGGAAAGACUUAUUUUAAGACAGAUCUAUUUUAUGCUUUUGUUAUAAAAGCAAAUCUAUUUUCAAAAUGUGCAAUGUCUGGAUGGAAUUGGCGAGUGAUAUGAGGAGACGGUGGCUGCCUCCAGGUCCAGCCCUCCUCCCUUCCCUCCUCCUCGGCAGCUUCCUUCCUCCCAUUCCCCAGUCGACAAAGGGCUGGUCCCCAGAGCUCACCCGGAGAGGAUCUUGCCAGAGCAGGGCAUUGCUGGUCUAAAGAUUUGAUUACACUGUCAACUUUUGAUGACCCUCUAGGGUUACUGGGUGUGAACGCUCUUGAAGGAAAUGUUUACAGUUGUGUGCACAAAAGUACACCCUUGCAGGCACACACUCCCCAGAUGUGCUUCUGGACCACCUCCUUUAUCACCCUGCUGGAAAGGGCAGCCUACGCCAAACAGCACUGAGAAUGUCAGUCUAUUCUUUGAUGGACCUAGGAUAUGGUGCAACGGCCAAAGGAAACGGUUUGGCAUCACUGGUCCUUCGGGGCAGACACAUUCAAGUUCCUUGGACUUCUUACACUCCUUUUCACUUGAUCCUUCUCUGGUCUGGGUGACAUUUAUGGCAUCUGUCUCCCUCUGUGACCUUUCUUCUGGGGGCCAUUGUUAAGGGGAUGGUACCCCAGUCUGGCAUCCAGACUGCUAAGUCAGCCCAGAGGGUCCCAUGGACAAGGUACAUCUCAGACUUGCCAAGGACCUUCCUGCUGCUGGGUCCCUGAACUAAGCCAGCUCAGCCUUCCAAACUGCUUAUCGACUGUUGAAGUGGGCAAGGGGCUCUUGCCUUGCAAGGAUUUGGGCGGAAUGGAAGUGUUUUGUCCAGAUCUGGAAUCAAGGGUUUUGGAAUCUAGCACAGAGCUCCUGGACAGCAUUUGAAGCCUGGCUUCCCACUUUGACACUUACUGGCACCCUAUUCCCAGCCUAAAGCAUCUUGCUAUGAAUGAAGGGAGCCUAGAUAGAGGCCCAGGGCUAAGUAACCCACCUGGGGACAGCCCUGGUUACUAAUCUAGGGCUUUCCCAAUUAGCACAUUACCUCCCUCAUCAAUAACCAAGAGGCUGUAAUCAAAUACUAAUACUGUCACUUUAGAGAUUUUCUGAGGUUGCAAGCUGUGCGUACUUGCUCACCUGCCUUGGUGAGAGGGAGACUCUUGGAGCUGGGCUGACUAUAGCAAGAACAGAAUUAAUUCCUUUCCUUUAGGCAACCCCCCCAACCUGGCAGCUCUUAAAACUAAGGAAAAUAUGAAAUAUACAUAUAUAUACACAUAUAUCUAUUUAUGCACAUAUUGGGGCCAAUUUGAUUUGCUAGUAUUAGACAAUAAACCAUACAAGAAAAUUUAUGAUCUCAGUGUCUUUAUUUAGUAUAAAAGUGACCUUAGAAGAAGAGUUAAAGUUAGAUGAACAGAGGGCAUCUCUGUCAGGGGACCAAACAGCUAUAGCAGCCCCUUAGCACCUUUCUAGCCGACAAGCCCCUCCCCAGAGUGGGGCCAUCCUGACUGACAGGUGAGAGCUUGCUUCCCUCUCAGCAGCAUUCUUUUUAGAUAUAGGUACUGAAGCGCCCCGUGAGCUCUACAUUUGUAUCUUGCAAGUUUGUUAUAAACCC